AACCAUGUUGUGACCAAUUUCUUCCUUGCAGAGUGUUGGGCGAUGGACGUUGCCUUAAGCACCACCAUGGCUGUAGCUGUAGUCAUCGCCCUUUUCAUCCCUGCACUGCUGCUGACACUGGUGCAAAGAAGACAGCACACUGGCCAUAAUAAGCCACCUCCGGAUCCGCCGGAGCCCAGAGGCAUUCCCCUAGUGGGGCACCUCCACCUCCUGAUAAAGAAGCCACUCCACCGCACCCUCGCCCACCUCGCCGACCGCCAACGCCAUGGAGACGUCCUGGGCCUGCGAUUCGGCUCCACCACCCGAGUCGCGGUUGUGUCCUCCGCCUCAGUCGCCCAGCAGUGCCUUGUCGCACUGGACACCUCGUUCGGCAACCGCCCGCGACUGCCGUCCGCGAAGAUCCUCUCCUAUGACUGGUCGACCAUGGGGCAUUCCAACUGCGGGGCAUUCUGGCGCCAAGUCCGGCGCACCGCCGCCACGGAGAUCUCCUCCGUGGAACGAGUGCAGCACUUCGCCGAUGUCCACGAGCAGGAGGCGCGGGCCAUGGCACGCCGCCUUUGUCGUGUGGCGCUUGCUGCUUCUGAGGGGCGAGCUCUUGUAGACGUCAAGGCACGGCUGUGGGAGAUGCUAAUGAACGGCUUACUGGACAUGCUCUGCAAGAGGACGUCCUCUCGGAGUAGUGACGAACAGGACGACACCGUGGAAGUGAGUGAGGAAGCCCGAUGCUUCAUGGCCAUGGUGGAGGAGACGAUGGAGCUCACGUUGACGGUGUGGGACUUCCUACCGGCACCGGCACGGUGGCUGCUGGACGUUAACGCGGUGGGUCGCCGGUUACAGCGACUGCAAGCAGACAGGACUGAGUUUUUGCAGAGGUUGAUUGAGGAGCACAAGGAGAUGGAGAAGGGCGGUGAAGUAACACGCAGGACGUUGGUCCGGGUGCUGCUGGAACUGCAAAAGAAGGACCCCGAGGCCUGCACGGAUCAGCUCAUCCGCUCCUCGUGUAUUAGUGCAAUCGAAGCUGGGGCACUUAGUACAAGCUAUACAAUUGAGUGGGUGAUGUCUCUCUUGCUAAACUACCCUCACGUCAUGAAGAAAGCUCGCGAUGAAAUCGAUGCAUGCGUUGGGGAACCUAAACGCCUGCUGGAGGCGACUGAUCUCCCCAAGUUGCCAUACCUUCGAUGCAUCAUCCUAGAGACGCUUCGGCUGUACCCAGUGGUACCACUUCUGAUUCCUCGUGAAUCCUCUACCGAUUGCAUGGUCAGUGGGUUCCAUAUUCCCAAAGGAACGAUGCUUGUCGUGAAUGCAUUUGCCAUCCAUAGGGAUCCUGGGACAUGGGAUGACCCAGAAACCUUCCUCCCGGAAAGGUUUGAGGAUGGCAGGAACCAAGCGCAAGCGGGCAAGAUGGUGGAUCUGUCAUUUGGCAUGGGGAGACGACGGUGCCCAGCAGAGAACCUGGGGAUGCAGUUGGCAGGCAUUGCUUUGGGAACUAUGAUCCAGUGCUUCAACUGGGAACGAGUGGGCACGGAGCUAGUGGACAUGGCUGAGGGCUCUGGCCUAACCAUGGCAAAGAAGGUUCCUCUGGAGGCCUUCUGUCGACCUCGUGCUUCUAUGCUCCAUCUUCUUUCACAAAUCUAAGUCCAAAUAAGCGUACGUACGUUGCUACUCUUAUUAUAUCCCUAUAUAUGCAUGUAAAAGCAAGCCUAGUAUAUCAAAAUCAAAUUAUAAUCUGUUGUGUACGUACAGCCAGAUGCAUGCUUGGUUCAUGCAGUGGCCUAGCUUCCCUUUUCUUUCAUUCGCAUGUAGUGGUGGAGUCCAUGGCGCGCGGCAAGCUCUGGUCGUGUGGGAUGGCGCGACGUGUGCAGAGCGUGGUGCGCACGAACGCCACGAUCUUGUACUCAUAUGAUUUUCUUAUAUAUAUAUAUCAAUAAAAGAACAACAGAAAACGCUGCGCCC
Messenger RNA from Sorghum bicolor (sorghum), 1953 nucleotides. Its product is annotated as isoflavone 2'-hydroxylase. The transcript has 5 exons. Bases 43 to 1635 code for a protein of 530 amino acids. Lineage: Eukaryota; Viridiplantae; Streptophyta; Magnoliopsida; Poales; Poaceae. The record is from RefSeq and is a predicted model, not a curated record. Gene Ontology annotation, molecular function: oxidoreductase activity, acting on paired donors, with incorporation or reduction of molecular oxygen; iron ion binding; monooxygenase activity.